CCAUUACUGGCUUGGGUGCGAGCCAACAGCAGCACCCCGCAUGGCAGCUGCGCGCAUGCGCAUCAAUGAGCGCUCUCGCUCCGCCGCUGCAAGAGGACUUUAAUAAUGAAGUAGACCACAGAGUGCGCGUGUGCUCACGUUAGUCUCAGGAGCGUAAAUUAAAGAGGAAAACACGGCUAGUGCAAAUCAGCGUUCCUCGGAGUUUGGGUUAUAGUGGUGAUCUGUCGUUUGGAGCGUUCCGCUCCGGUACAGCUCUCAUGAACUUAGGGAGGACUUCCCCGCGAGCUUCACUGACAGUGCAUGCACUGACUGGCGCGAGCAGUUCCUCGCGCUACACGCAGCUCUGCCACUUGAAUAUUUUUGGAUGAGCAUGUCAACAGAGUAAAUACGAACGGACCUUCUGGAGAGUUUGGAAAUCGUAGCAACGCACAACUCAUAAGAGUGUCUGGACUGUAGUCGAAGGGAGUGGAAGUUCAACUGAUGGAGAACACACAGGAGCUGAAUGAACAGAGCGUGAAGAAAUCUACCGCUGAUUCCCAUGCUCCAGACCCAGUAGACAACAGGGCCUUGGAGAUGCAGGAUCUAACAGACCCGCAGCACUCUGUUAACAGUGGCAGUGACAGCACGUCCAAACUGGACAAAAACAUCCUCAGCAACAACAUCACGACCAAUGGAACCGGAGGAGAGAACAUGACAAUUCUAAACACGGCUGAUUGGCUGCUGGGCUGCAGUACCCCGCCCACUGCCCCAAGUAUGAAGAACGAUGUUAAGUCUGAGCCUCUGAACAGCAGCGAGACUGUGAGCUCGGCGGGAGACACUGGGCUGGACACUUACACUGGGUCAGUUAUUAGCAGCAGUGGAUUCAGCCCUCGGCCGACUCACCAGUAUUCACCUCCUCUCUACCCCUCAAAGCCUUACCCCCACAUCCUGUCUACUCCUGUGGCUCCUCCCAUGUCGGCAUACACGGGCCAAUCACAGUUCACUAGCAUGCAGCAGUCGACAGUUUACACGCCCUACUCUCAAACUACUCCACCCUAUGGCCUCUCCACCUAUGAUUUGGGGGUGAUGUUGCCAGGUAUAAAGACAGAAGGAGGGCUGACGCAAACCCAAUCAACCCUCCAAUCAGGGCUCAGCUAUAGCCCUGGAUUUACCACUCCUCAGCCCGGACAAACAGCUUAUUCACCCUAUCAGAUGCCAGGGUCAGGUUUCACAACCUCUCCUGGUCUCUACACAUCCAACAACUCCAAUCCAGGCAACUUCACCACACAACAGCAGGAAUAUCCCUCCUAUACAACUUUUGGGCAGAAUCAGUAUGCUCAGUAUUACUCCACCUCCUCCUAUGGUUCCUACAUGACAUCUAACAGCUCAUUGGACGGCACAGGUUCAGUCUCCAGCUAUCAGCUGCAAGACUCCACCCCCAUCAUGACAGGACAAGCGGCUGACCUGAAUCCAGGUGAGUUUGAGGCGGGGCAGAGCCCAUCCACGCCAAUCAAGGAGAUGGAGGACCGGGCAUGUCGAGGGGGUGGGGCUAAAGCAAGGGGGCGGGGCAGAAAGAACAACCCCUCCCCACCACCUGACAGUGACCUUGAGAGGGUGUUUGUUUGGGAUCUGGACGAGACGAUUAUUGUGUUUCACUCACUCCUCACAGGCUCCUAUGCACAGAAGUACGGCAAGGACCCUCCUUUGGCUGUGACUCUUGGUUUAAGAAUGGAGGAAAUGAUCUUCAAUCUUGCUGAUACACAUCUAUUUUUUAAUGAUUUAGAGGAGUGUGACCAAGUGCACAUUGAUGACGCCUCUUCAGAUGAUAACGGACAGGACCUCAGUACUUACAGUUUUGCCACUGAUGGCUUCCAUGCAGCUGCAACAAGCGCAAGUCUCUGCCUAGCAACAGGUGUUAGGGGCGGAGUCGACUGGAUGAGGAAGUUAGCUUUCCGAUACAGAAGAGUCAAAGAGUUGUACUGCUCUUACAAAAACAAUGUGGGAGGGUUGCUGGGACCGGCUAAGAGGGAGGCGUGGCUCCAGCUGAGGGCAGAAGUUGAGGCUCUCACGGACUCUUGGCUGACCACUGCGCUCAAGUCCCUGUCAAUCAUCAGCUCCAGGAGUAACUGUGUUAACGUCUUAGUGACAACGACACAGUUAAUACCUGCGCUGGCUAAAGUGCUGUUGUAUAGUCUGGGCUCAGCGUUUCCAAUUGAAAACAUUUACAGCGCAACCAAAAUAGGCAAAGAGAGUUGCUUUGAGCGCAUAAUGCAGAGGUUUGGCAGGAAGGUAGUGUAUGUUGUAAUUGGGGAUGGUGUGGAAGAGGAGCAGGCCGCUGCCAAGCACAACAUGCCCUUCUGGCGGAUAUCCAGCCACUCUGACCUGCUUGCCCUCCAUCAAGCACUGGAAUUCGAGUACCUGUAACACUCGAUACCUGUAUCAUAGGCCUUUUUUGUACAACUAUUUAAGAACAAGAGUACACUGCAAUCUCGUUUUAUGUUGUUGUCUUUUUGAUUCUUUUUAAGAAAACUCUGGCUUUUAAGAUAUUUCUGCACUGUCUUAAGAAGACUAGGACAGACUAGGAUGAGGGAAAAUGGGAUUUUAAUGGUCAAACCAGGCUUGUAAAGAGCUUACUAAGGUCUUACUUCACACACACACUGCAUUUCAUGUCUGAAUGAGGGGAGUUCUUCGUCUUGAACCACAUAUAUCCUCACUCAUCUACAGGAAUUACAUUAUAUGUCUGUACAGUAGACUUCAUCUCCACUUAAAUGACUCAAGCGCUGUACUCUAAUCAAGGAUCAUUUAGAAUAGACACAUAACUCAUGUAAAUUAUUUUACAGUAACUAGAUUAAACACUAAAGGACGCUGUGUUUCCACAUGGUAUCGUUUUGAUUGUUUUUUGUAAGUUUUUGGCAAAAAAGUCUGUGUAUAAUUUGUUGUGCCUUAUGUUUUUGUGUGGCAGUUUUUAUUUUGAGAAUGUAUGUAGAUAAACAAAAAAAGUAAACAUUUGA
Cyprinus carpio (common carp) is the source of this 2990-nucleotide messenger RNA. RefSeq names its product EYA transcriptional coactivator and phosphatase 4 (gene eya4). Gene Ontology annotation, molecular function: protein tyrosine phosphatase activity. The record is from RefSeq and is a predicted model, not a curated record. Gene Ontology annotation, cellular component: nucleus. NCBI's taxonomy places the organism in Eukaryota, Metazoa, Chordata, Actinopteri, Cypriniformes, Cyprinidae. Gene Ontology annotation, biological process: multicellular organism development; positive regulation of DNA repair; cell differentiation.